Messenger RNA from Bradysia coprophila, 744 nucleotides. It is a transcript of the gene mRpL32, whose product is annotated as mitochondrial ribosomal protein L32. NCBI's taxonomy places the organism in Eukaryota, Metazoa, Arthropoda, Insecta, Diptera, Sciaridae. Gene Ontology annotation, molecular function: structural constituent of ribosome. Gene Ontology annotation, cellular component: mitochondrial large ribosomal subunit. The record is from RefSeq and is a predicted model, not a curated record. Gene Ontology annotation, biological process: translation.
UUCUUUGUGACAUUUCGAAGAAGACGAUUCGGAGGUUCGAUCAUUUUCUUGGGCAAGGAUUUGACCACAGAAACAUUCAAAGAACUAAAAUGGUGUCAAGACUAUUGCUGCGAUUAGAAGCCGUCCUUCAACAAAUCGAACACACGUUUCCCAUUCUAUUCGGACCAAAACCGCCACCGGGAAUUCUCUCUGUGGUGACUUCCCAAUGUCCGAAUUCGACCAACAUCGGCGCACCAUUCUCGCUGCAAGAUUUGAUCGGUGAUGGAUUCCUGUGGGCCGUUCCCAAAAAUCGUCGAACCGUUGAGAAACGAUGGAAACGCAAAUACGGCUCACCGGAAUAUUUUAUGAAGACACUGCAGCCGAAAACCACUCUUCGCGUCUGUAAUCAUUGCGGUCAUGAUUACGAGGUCGGUCUACUGUGUCCGCAUUGUUACGCCAAAGUUCGCCAGGAAACGGAAUUGAUGCAGGAGAAAAUUCAACAGCAACUGGGUCUGGAUCCGGUGGACAAAGAGGUGAUUGUGCUGUACGACGGGGAAAAGGGAGAACAGUCCGCAGAGUUCUGGAAGGGAAAGCGUAUUGUCGAAAUGGAACGGCCGAGGCCAGCAUGGUUCAGUAAGAAUCUUCUCCAAAAAACCACCGAACCGGCUGCGACGACAAAAGAGGUCAAACCGAAUGAUCUCGGAUAGAGAUGGAAUCGAAUGGACAGUUAGGUAGAUUGUAGAAUAAAAAUGUUGGUUGAACUGA